Dermacentor silvarum is the source of this 1650-nucleotide messenger RNA. Its product is annotated as cytochrome P450 2U1. Gene Ontology annotation, molecular function: monooxygenase activity; heme binding; iron ion binding. Bases 69 to 758 code for a protein of 229 amino acids. Lineage: Eukaryota; Metazoa; Arthropoda; Arachnida; Ixodida; Ixodidae. The record is from RefSeq and is a predicted model, not a curated record. The transcript has 4 exons.
GGAAGCAAGUUGGAGAAGCCCAGGAGGCGAACCUUGGAGACGAAUGCAAAGACUUUAUUCGUGGAUAUAUGAAGAAGAUAGAAGAAAGCGCAGGGGAAUCAAAUGCUUUAUUUACUGACCGCUACCUCGUUGGCAACGUAAACUCCUUCCUCAUGGGUGGUACCUUCAGCACAACCAGCACGAUGAUGUGGCAGAUGCUGAAUUUUGCGAGAAACCCAGACACGGUUCAAGCGCGGGUGCAACGUGAAAUUGAUGACGUGGUCGGCCACGAUCGCCAGCCUACGUGGGAGGACCGGAAGCAGAUGCCAUACACUUUGGCCUGUGUCUGGGAAGCGGACCGAUGGAAGACGGCUGGGCCGCUUGGCCUUCCGAGAGAGUGCGCAGAGGACGUCGUGGUUGGUGACUUCUUCAUACCGAAGGGAACUAUUGUCCUUCCGAACAUUUGGGCGGUUCACAAUGACCCUACUCUUUGGAAAGAUCCUACGAAAUUUGACCCGGGACGCUACCUCAAUGAGGAUGGGACAUUGAUUUCGCAUAAGCCCGAGCAUUUGAUACCCUUCUGCAUUGGGCGCCGAGCUUGCCCUGGAGACAUGUUUGCCACAAUGGAGAUAUUCCUACUGAUCACGUUCCUGCUUCAGAAGUAUCGCAUUGUGCCGGACCAGCCAAUUGACUGUGACUUGGACUCCCCUGAUACUGAGCUCUCGCACAUCAGUCAGAUCAAACUGCGCUUUUUACCAAGACAUAUGGUUAAUUUCUGAAAGAGUGGUGCCCUGCAUAUAAAAUUUUUGAUAUAGAUGCUGAUUUGGAGAGUAGACAACCCAUUUCGACAUGUCUCUGAAAUGUUUUUCUGCCUGUGCUCAUAGUACAAUCGGUUCGCUUGCUGGCAGUGGUUUUGCUGGGUGGCUCAACUUCCACAGAAUUCAUAUGUCUGCAGUUCAAGGUACCUAACCAAAACAGGAAAUAUAAAACCAAUUCGGGCUAUCUGGCAAUGGGUUAUGUUGACCCUCCAGCCUCCAACGCUUGGCGAACCAUUGCAAUGCUCGACAUACGAGCGUUUUUGCACACUGCCCGCAUUGAACUAGCAGCCACCGCGGCCCUGAGUCAUACCCGCGACGUUGUACUAACUUGUAGAACGUCGCAGCUACAAUGACAGCACUCUCGCGGCGAUAAUAAAAUAACUAAAUGAACAAAUAAGCAGUGGUUUCCAAGUGCUGCCCCAGUUCUUCCGUCUGCAUGGUCACUUAAAUUUGAGCCAUUAGGUUGGAGAAUACAAGAAAAAAUAAGGACAUAGGUGUGACAUGUUUGCAUAUUUAGUUGGAUAUUAUAAUUUGAAGCAGAAUUUUGUAAAUUGCAGGGAAGCUAUUUUGGUGCUCCUCGUUUAUUGCAUCACAUUCUUCGGAUCCUGUGGGAUUCAAUACCGUGUAGACAAAUUCAGUGUCAUCGUAUAACGGAAUACAACCUAAUGCAACUCUGCGCGUUAUAGUCGCAGCAGUGUCAGUAGAGAAUGAUAAUGAUUACUUAUGUUGAACGGAAGCACUUUCAUGAGAGAUCUGCGACAUCAGGUGCAAACUAUUCCAAAAGAUCCCGUCUAUGGAAUGACCUGCAGCGUAGCAACAUUCCCACUAAACAUACUUUAUUUUUUUAGCUGUC